Molecule: messenger RNA, 2777 nt
Organism: Camponotus floridanus (Florida carpenter ant)
Lineage: Eukaryota; Metazoa; Arthropoda; Insecta; Hymenoptera; Formicidae
Gene: MAPk-Ak2
Product: MAP kinase-activated protein kinase 2
Exons: 10
Coding region: 843-2126 (427 amino acids)
Biological process (GO): intracellular signal transduction; peptidyl-serine phosphorylation; protein autophosphorylation
Cellular component (GO): cytoplasm; nucleus
Molecular function (GO): ATP binding; calmodulin binding; calcium-dependent protein serine/threonine kinase activity
Source: RefSeq, a predicted model, not a curated record
CACCGCGCCAGUGCUCGCGGGGCGUUUUUUCGACGCGGUUGUCCGUACGUUGCGUCGCGUCACGCACAAGUCUGUCUGUCCGUCGAGCGUCGAGUCGCGGUGUAUCCGACAGUGAUCGUUCGACUUCGGCCUAACACGGCGGGAUGAUCGGCGAGAGAGCGGCGGACUAUCUCGUUUCGCACGGCCUGUGCUAAUAUAUCGGAUUACUCAACAUCGCGCAACGAUUUCGAACGAGCUGAAACGAGGGCUCGCGAAACGUACCCGCGGCAAGCACAUAGGAAAGGUUCGGGCUCGGCGCUCCUUCCAGACGACUCCCUUCUUCCCUAAAAGAACGCGUUUUCCUCCUUCGUUUCGCGUUGUCGAGGCCAAGCGUCAAUUUAUGGAACGCUAUCGCGAAUUUUCCGAGAACGCGUGAUCGAUACGCACGUUCGAUGCUACGCGUGUAAAUAAUGCCGGCGAGAUCGCACGGCUACGAUUUAUGAAAAUCAUGAUCCUGUGACAGGAUAAGCUCCGAGUCCGUAGGAAGUGCAGUCUCGACGGUUUUCAGCUCGGCCUGAUUAUCCUUUGGCUUGACUUCUGAUUAAAAAGCAAAAAAAAACCGCAAAGGCAAAAGACAGAAUCGUGGGUGGACUUAAAACCUAUCGCUUUUCUCUACACGCUCUGUGCGGAAAAAUCUCGCUGGGCAGAUUCCUUUCGUAAGAACCGCACCCCGCGUGUCACUUCCACGUCGUCGUUACAUCUGGGAGGCUCCUCUUCUGCUUUUACGGCACGGGGCGGGGGUGAUGCUUUGCCUCCCCCGACGAUUCGGGAUUUAACUGUGCGAAAAUCGAGAGGCCACAUCGAUGCCGAAGUCGGCAACUAAGUGGAGAUUCUGGAGGAAGUCCAAGAGGGCCGUUCUCGAGGAGAACGACCAGAAGGAGUGCAAGCGCAAACGCUCGGCACCGCCUGUGGUAGUUACGCAGGUGAUCAGGCAGGACUACGAUCAAAUACCGGAACAAGAGACCGAGGAAACCAAGACGAGAAAGACGAUGGAGCAUCCGUUGAACAGUCGCCUAUCGCCAAAAGUUACGCCGAUCACGGACGAUUAUGAGAUCAGCAAUCACGUGCUGGGUCUUGGCAUCAAUGGGAAAGUCGUUCAAUGUUAUGACAGAAACACGAGGCAGAAGUAUGCUCUCAAGGUCUUGCAUGACUGCGCAAAGGCACGGAGAGAAGUCGAGCUUCACUGGAGGGCAUCUAACUGUAGGCACAUAGUUCAAGUAAAAGAUGUAUAUGAAAAUUCCUAUAGUGGAAAUAAAUGUCUACUAGUAAUUAUGGAAUGUAUGGAAGGCGGAGAGCUAUUCCAAAGGAUACAAGAUAGACAAGACGGUGCCUUUACUGAAAGAGAAGCUGCGCAAGUAAUGUACGAGAUUUGUGUCGCGGUAAAACAUUUACACGACAUGAACAUCACUCAUAGAGAUCUAAAACCUGAGAAUCUUUUAUAUUCUAAACCAGAUAUCACAGGAAUUUUAAAACUCACCGACUUUGGAUUUGCCAAAGAAACACAUUUAAAGGACACGUUACAAACGCCAUGUUAUACACCUUACUACGUUGCUCCAGAAGUCUUAGGACCAGAAAAAUAUGACAAGAGCUGUGAUAUUUGGUCACUGGGAGUAAUUAUGUACAUAUUAUUGUGCGGCUUUCCACCAUUCUACAGCAAUCAUGGAUUAGCGAUUUCUCCCGGGAUGAAAAAAAGAAUCCGAUUAGGACAAUACGAUUUUCCCUAUCCAGAAUGGGCGAACGUAAGCCAGGAAGCGAAGAACCUUAUCAAAGGCAUGCUAUGUAUUAAUCCAGCGGAAAGAUUGCAGAUCGACGAUGUGAUGCGUAACAAUUGGAUCGCUAAAUACACAGAAGUGCCCGCUACUCCUUUACACACUGGACGCGUUUUACGCGAAGGGGAGGAAAUGUGGCCCGAGGUACAGGAGGAGAUGACACGAUCGCUGGCAACGAUGCGAGUCGAUUAUGAUACGGCAUGCCUGAAGCAGCUUGAUCAUACGAAUAAUCCUCUGCUGAAUAAACGUCGACGUGCGAAGCAGUCCGCGAACAAUGCGACGAUCCCGCCGACUACUAGUCCUACGGCCGCCUCCUAGGAAGAGGACAGUGUAAGAACUAGACGGAACUGGACUUUUUUUUUACGAAGAUGCGUCAGAUACAGUAUGAUCGUAACGAGGAUCAUUCUCUGACUGUUGCAUUUUACGAAGCGAAAAUAAUUCCGGAGUAGGAUAGUAGUAUUGAAAGGCACUUAUAAAUUACAUUAUAUUGCACGCAUGCACUCCAUUACGCUUAUUAGCGUUUGAUCUAUUAAGAGCGAGAAACAGAAUUUUAUUGAACUAAAAACAAUAAGACACACAAGGACAAUAUUGCCCCAACGAAUAUAAGUAAAUACGAUGCCUUUUUAAUUAUCGAGCGACGAUAUCAUAGUCAUUUUUGACUGGAAAAAAUCCAUUUAAAAAUACGUACUGUUUUAUGAGAGAAAUAUGCUAUAUUAUCAUCAUAUAUAUAGAACGACUCAUAUAUAUAUUGAACGACUAUAUACAUAUAUGUCGGUAAAAGGUAAAUUAUGUUAUGGAGUAUCAAUGUCGUAAUGUUUGUCAUUAGUUCAAUUUUCGACAGAAAAUAAUUAUCUUUAUUUGAAUAUCUUUAGAAGCAUUAAAAAAAAGCUUGCCUAAAUCAUUGAAUAGUAUUGCUGAAUAUAUCUUCUCAUUCAAAUUCUAAAUUUGAUCAAUCAUAGCUAAGAAAAU